Dipodomys spectabilis (banner-tailed kangaroo rat) is the source of this 1165-nucleotide messenger RNA. RefSeq names its product purinergic receptor P2Y13 (gene P2ry13). Gene Ontology annotation, cellular component: membrane. Gene Ontology annotation, molecular function: G protein-coupled purinergic nucleotide receptor activity. The coding region runs from base 40 to 1071 and encodes 343 amino acids. Gene Ontology annotation, biological process: G protein-coupled receptor signaling pathway; negative regulation of adenylate cyclase activity. Lineage: Eukaryota; Metazoa; Chordata; Mammalia; Rodentia; Heteromyidae. The transcript has 2 exons. The record is from RefSeq and is a predicted model, not a curated record.
CACGUGCUUCGUGAUCUCUUUUUUUGGCUGAACUCAUGAAUGCCACAAUCAGAAGACAGAGAACUAAGGACCCUCUCCAACAAAGACGACACCACAGUGAUGCCGAGUUUCAACGGGUCUGGGAGCUGCCCCCGGGACACCAGGGUGACUCGGCUGGUAUUCCCCACCCUCUACACGGUGGUGUUCCUGACCAGCCUCCUGCUCAACACCCUGGCCCUCCGGGCGUUCCUUCACACCCGGAGCUCCUCCACCUUCAUCGUCUACCUCAAGAACACUCUGGUGGCUGACCUGAUAAUGACGCUCACGCUUCCCUUCAAGAUCCUCUCCGACUCUUCCCUGGGACCCUGGCAGCUCAGGGCUUUCGUGUGCCGCUUCUCUUCUGUGGUCUUUUAUGAGACCAUGUAUGUCGGCAUAGUGCUGCUAGGCCUCAUUGCCUUCGACCGAUUCCUCAAGAUCGUCAGACCUUUUGAAAAAUAUUUUGUUAAAAAACCUGCUUUUGCAAAAAUGAUUUCUGUCCUCAUCUGGAUCAUUUUGUUCCUCAUCUCCCUACCAAAUAUGAUCCUGAACAAUGGAGAAGCAACACCAUCAUCGGUAAAAAGGUGUGUGUCGUUAAAGGGGCGCCUGGGACUGAAAUGGCACCGAGUGGUGAAUUACAUAUGUCAAUUCAUUUUCUGGACUGUUUUUGUCCUCAUGUUUCUGUUUUAUGUGGCGAUUGCAAGGAAACUAUACAAUUCUUAUAAAAAGUUCAAAAGUAAGGACAACAAGAGCACUAAGAAACGGGAGGGGAAAGUGUUUGUGGUUGUGGCUGUCUUUUCUGUCUGCUUUGCUCCCUUUCAUUUUACCAGGGUUCCCUACAUUCACAGCCAAACCCACAAUCAGACUGACUGUAAACUGGAGAAUCAAUUGUAUAUUGCUAAAGAAACAACUCUGUUUUUGGCAGCAACUAAUGUUUGUAUGGAUCCCUUAAUAUACAUCUUCUUGUGUAAAAAAUUCAUAAGGAGACUACCAUGUGUGAGAGGGAGACGGGAAGAACACCAGUACAGUCAGACAGACAACAUCACCCUGAGCUGACAACUUACACUUGGCUAACUUCCACUUAGUGAUGAAACUUGAAAAGAUCAUUCAUUCAGAAGUGAAAUUUAAGCAAUAAAAGGAAAAUGACUGG